Lactuca saligna is the source of this 732-nucleotide messenger RNA. Lineage: Eukaryota; Viridiplantae; Streptophyta; Magnoliopsida; Asterales; Asteraceae. The record is from the annotation of a GenBank genome assembly.
AUGUUUGGGAAAAGGUUUGCGUUUGUUAGAUUUUUUAAAGUGCAGGAUGAGAAACAACUUGAAUUGAAGCUUCGUGAUCUUUGGAUCGGCAGUUAUCAUGUUUUUGUUUCUUUGGCUAAGUUUGGAAGGGAGAAUAAUCAUGUGCAUGGGGAGUCACAGGUCCAUGUGCAUACUGUUGGUGGUGGUAGCAAUACUACCCAGAAAGUGACUUAUGCUAAUGUUGUGAAGGGUGGUAUUGUAAAACUGAAUAAAGCCGAGAAGUUGAUUAUUCUUGAUGCUGAAGAAGCAGGAGAAAUGACACCUAAGGGUAAACUUAAGUCUAUUGAUAUGGAAAAUGAUAAUUCAAUUGGCAUUGAGCAAGAGUAUGGUAAUAUCAAGGGGGCAAGUUUUGUAGAUCGGAAAGGCCGAUUUUUUCAAACAGAUCCUUUAAAAUUUGAUGCUCACAGGAGGAGCUCCAAUUCAGUGCCAAUAGAUGCUUCGGUGGGUGGUCCAAUUGAUGCUAAUGAUGAUCAGAUAGGUGAUGUUGGUUCUGGAACAGUGUCGGAUGUUCCAGUUGCUACAUUGGUAGGCCCUACGGUUGAGGAUAUGCAAGGGUUGGGUGAUGAUAAUGUUUCUAAUGACCCUCUUUCUCAGCCACCUGGUUUCAAGCGUGAUGUAGAGUUGAAUCCCGGGACUAGUAAAAUGAAGUCUAAUUUUGCUAGUUCCCAUGGUUCUUCGAGAUUGUUGAAAUAA